Messenger RNA from Beta vulgaris subsp. vulgaris (sugar beet), 1478 nucleotides. Its product is annotated as tRNA-specific adenosine deaminase TAD1. NCBI's taxonomy places the organism in Eukaryota, Viridiplantae, Streptophyta, Magnoliopsida, Caryophyllales, Amaranthaceae. The record is from RefSeq and is a predicted model, not a curated record. Gene Ontology annotation, cellular component: cytoplasm; nucleolus. The transcript is spliced from 11 exons. Gene Ontology annotation, biological process: adenosine to inosine editing; RNA processing. Gene Ontology annotation, molecular function: double-stranded RNA adenosine deaminase activity; tRNA-specific adenosine deaminase activity; double-stranded RNA binding. The coding region runs from base 76 to 1332 and encodes 418 amino acids.
CAUAAAAUAACAUAAAAUGGAAAAUUGGAAAGCCUUAACAGAAACAGUUGCAGAAGCUUAGAAUUGUAGUCGACUAUGGGGGAAAAUUUGAUGUUAGAUGGAGAAGGAAAGACAUGGGGUGACACAAUUUCAGACAAGGUUUUCGCUAUCUUCAAUUCUCUUCCUAAAAAGGGAAAACCUCAAGGCCGCGAAGUUUCCGUUUUAGCUGCUUUUCUUCUAUCAUCUCCUUCUCAAGAUUUAGAGGUCGUUUCUUUGGGAACGGGUACUAAAUGUUUACCUAGAUCGAAUCGGAGUUUAUAUGGUGAUGUUGUCAAUGAUUCUCAUGCUGAAAUUAUUGCUCGACGAGCUUUGUUAAGAUUCUUCUAUUCACAGAUUCAUUCUUAUUGCAAUUUAUUUGAGAAGGAUGAAGGUGUCAAUGCCACAAAGUUACCUAUUUAUUUGGAGACUAAUGGGUCUGGUGAAGUACGGUACAGAAUUAAGGAGGGUUGGCGUUUACAUAUGUAUAUUUCGCAGUUGCCAUGUGGGGAUGCUUCACUUAGUUUGCCACAAUCCUUAAGAAAUGUUCCCUUUGGAGAGGAGGUCGUAGCAUCAUCAACAGAUGCAUUUCAGCCUGCUGGACAAACAUCUUCUGAGGCUUCAAUGAAGAGCAAUGGUGACUGCCUAAUAGUAACUGGCUUAGUCCAAAGGAAACCUGGCCGUGGUGCGACUACUUCUUCUGUUAGCUGUUCAGACAAAAUAGCACGCUGGAACGUUGUUGGAAUUCAAGGUGCUCUGCUUUCUUACCUGCUCGAACCUGUUUACAUCUCUUCAAUCACCAUUGGGCAAUCAUGCAAUAUCUCUCAAAAUCUCUCCUUGAAGGAUAACUUGAGGAGGGCUUUGUACGAUAGGCUACUACCAUUGUCGAAUACGUCAGUUGGUCCUUUUUUGGUGAAUGAGCCUUUAUUUUUCGAAGCUCCUGUCCCACCAAAGGAAUUUCAGCAUAAUGGUUCUGCUCAGACUACAUUAACAUGCGGGUACUCUAUAUGCUGGAAUAAGCAUGAAUUGCAUGAGGUCAUCCUCGGGACGACUGGAAGGAAACAAGGAACGUCUUCAAAAGGAGCAUUAUUUCCGUCCACACAGUCAUCCUUGUGCAAGAAGAGGCUGUUGGAGUGUUUUUUGUCCUCAAGACACAAUAAGUUGGCUGAAUGGAAAGACAAUGGGAUUUCUUAUAGAGAACUUAAGGAAAAUGCUCAAGAGUACUAUCAAAUGUCUAAGAUCUUGAAGGGAAGCCCAUGUUUUUGCAAUUGGCUCAUGAAACCUGUUGAUUCUGAUAUGUUUUUGAUCAGCCAGUAGCAAGAAUGGAAAACGUGAAGCAGAUUCAAGAAAAUGCAAGGACCUUCUUUUAACAAAAGUGUUAAAUGUUGUGACCCAAAGUAAAAUUCAACGUCAUUUAAACAAAAAAAGUUCACUGGCACAUGCAAUACGUCUGCCAACAUACA